GCUACGCAAGUCCAAGCUCCUCUCUCCCACACCGUAUAGAAAAUUAGAAAUUAAAUGGUUUUUAUAAUAAGAGAGAGGAAGAGUAAAUCUUGAGAAAGCGUCAGAUUUUACACCAUCUGGCCAUCACACGCCCCCUGCCACAGGCGGUACAUCCACCGUCCGCCGCGCCUCGCUGAAGAUACUUUUUCUAUUUUCUCGUUGUCUAACUAAUCAAACUCUUUGUUGCUUAGAUUCCGAGAUAUCGGAUCCUGAUAUUUAGCUUACUUAACUCCACUCCUUUUCGGUUCGGUGACGGUUUGGAAUCGUUUCUGCGCUUUGCAUUUCUUAAGGAAGGGAGAAUUCUUGUUUAGGUUGAGGAUCUUUGAAGACAAGUUUGUUUCGGUUUUUAAGUGAAGUUUUAUUUGUUGUUGAUUGGUCGAUUAGAGUAGGAGGAAUUCUUGCUUGUUUGUUUGUGGAUUGAUUGGGUAGUUGAGUGGUUGGCGUUGAUAGUUUUAUUUGUCGACAUGGUUAGCGGAAAUUUAUUUCACCAUAGAAAGCAUUCGUGGCCGCCUGAAGAGUAUAUCAGCAGAGCAACUUUGCAGCUGUUUGAUUUGGAUAGUGCUGCCCCACCAGAGCAAGCUUGGAGAAGGAGAUUAAACAGCCAUGCUAAUCGUCUCAAAGAGUUUAGUGUUACAUUUGCCGAAGCAAUUAAAAUGGUUCGACUUGGUAUAAGGCUAUGGUCCUAUGUCAGGGAGGAGGCCUCUCAUGGAAGGAAAGCACCUAUUGAUCCUUUCACCCGAAUAAGCUGUAAGCCAUCAGCAUCACAAGGAGUUCCUCUUGGGGGAAUGGGGAGUGGUAGCAUAUCAAGAGGUUUUAGAGGUGAUUUCAGGCAAUGGCAGAUUACUCCUGGUAUAUGUGAAGCUUCACCUGUUAUGGCCAAUCAGUUCUCUAUUUUUAUAUCUCGAGAUGGAGGAAAUAAACAUUUUGCAUCUGUUUUGGCACCAGGCCAGCAUGAAGGUUUAGGAAAAGCUGAUGAUCAGGGAAUAUCGUCUUGGGGCUGGAAUCUGAGUGGUCAACAUUCCACGUACCAUGCUCUAUUUCCUAGGGCAUGGACUAUAUAUGAUGGUGAACCUGAUCCAGAAUUAAAAAUAUCUUGUCGGCAGAUAUCACCUUUCAUUCCUCAUAACUAUAGGGAUAGCAGUCUGCCUACAGCUGUUUUUGUUUACACGCUGGUAAACACUGGAAAGGAAAGGGCCAAAGUAAGCCUUCUUUUUACAUGGGCGAACUCAAUUGGAGGACUUUCACAAUUGUCUGGAGAUCAUGUAAAUGAACCCUUCAUAGGCGAAGAUGGAGUCUCUGGUGUACUUUUACAUCACAAGACUGCAAAGGGGAACCCUCCUGUUACUUUUGCAAUAGCUGCAUGUGAAACUCAAAAUGUAAAUGUUACUGUUCUUCCAUGUUUUGGGUUAUCAGCAGAAAGUCAUGUUACAGCUAAGAAUGUUUGGGAUAGAAUGGUGCAGGAUGGCCAAUUUGAUUGGGAGAAUUUCAGUUCUGGACCAAGCGUGCCGUCAGCACUUGGGGAAACACAUUGUGCUGCAGUGGCAGCUUCUGCAUGGGUGGAACCUCAUGGAAAGUGCACUGUUGCAUUUGCUCUUACUUGGUCAUCUCCAAAAGUAAAGUUUUCAAAGGGAAGUGUGUAUCAUAGGAGAUACACAAAAUUCUAUGGCACUUCUGAAAGUGCAGCUCAGGACUUGGUGCAUGAUGCUCUGAUGAAUUAUAGGCGCUGGGAAGAAGACAUUGAGAGAUGGCAGAACCCUAUCCUCAAGGAUGAAAAGCUACCAGAAUGGUACAAGUUCACAUUAUUUAACGAGCUUUACUUUUUGGUUGCUGGUGGAACAAUCUGGAUCGACUCUCAUUUGCUUGCUUCAAAUAUGAGAAAUGAGAGAAAGAAGGAGAACACAGGUGUCAAUGUUACUGAUUCAAUUUCUAGUGGUGGAGUAAAUCAUAAUACAAGAAGUAGCUUUCGAUGUGAAGAGGAACCAAAAGUUAAUCAGAAUGGAAACUGUGACCACUCCCAAGAUUCUUUCACAUUGUUGGACCCACAAACAGACAUUGAUGAUGUUGGUAGGUUUCUGUACUUGGAAGGAGUGGAAUAUGUUAUGUGGUGCACAUAUGAUGUGCACUUCUAUGCAUCUUUUGCCCUCCUUGAGUUGUUCCCAAAGAUUGAACUCAAUAUUCAGCGUGACUUCGCAAAAGCAGUGUUAUCUGAAGAUGGAAGAAAAGUAAAGUUCCUGACAGAGGGUAAUACAGGAAUUCGGAAGGUUAGAGGAGCUGUUCCUCAUGAUUUGGGGACACAUGAUCCAUGGAAUGAGAUGAACGCAUAUAACAUACAUGAUACAAGCAAAUGGAAAGAUUUGAAUCCAAAGUUUGUGCUACAGGUGUACAGAGAUUUUGCUGCAACAGGAGAUAUGUCAUUUGGAGUUGAUGUGUGGCCUGCUAUCCGAGCAGCAAUGGAAUACAUGGAGCAAUUUGAUAGGGAUGGUGAUUGUCUAAUUGAAAAUGAUGGAUUCCCUGAUCAAACUUAUGAUACAUGGACGGUUCAUGGUGUUAGUGCUUAUUGUGGCUGCUUAUGGCUUGCUGCACUUCAAGCUGCAGCUGCAAUGGCUCUUCAACUAGGUGACAAGCCCUUUGCUGAACUGUGCAAAAGCAAAUUUUCAAAGGCAAAACCAGCAUUUGAGGAAAAGCUAUGGAAUGGUAGUUAUUAUAACUAUGACAGUGGUUCAAGUAGCAACAGUAAAUCUAUACAAGCUGAUCAACUGGCAGGGCAAUGGUACACAGCGUCAUCAGGCCUGCACCCACUUUUUGAUGAAACUAGAAUAAGAAGUGCUCUCCUGAAAAUUUAUGAUUUCAAUGUAAUGAAAAUUAGAGGAGGCAGGAUGGGUGCUGUAAAUGGAAUGCAUCCCAAUGGGAAGGUUGAUGAGACAUGCAUGCAGUCACGUGAAAUAUGGGCAGGUGUAACCUACGGUGUGGCAGCUACCAUGAUCCUUGCUGGAAUGGAGAAAGAGGCAUUCACUACAGCUGAAGGCAUUUUUACUGCAGGCUGGUCAGAAGAGGGCUAUGGAUACUGGUUUCAGACUCCAGAAGCGUGGACUAUUGAUGGGCACUUUAGGUCACUUAUGUAUAUGAGGCCUCUCUCAAUUUGGGGCAUGCAAUGGGCACUAUCUAUGCCUAAAGCAGUUCUUGAGGCCCCUAAGAUCAAUGUAAUGGACAGAAUACACAUAUCCUCCUCUAGUGGAAGAUUUUCUUACAAUGAAAUGGGAGUUAAACGGAUUGCAAAAGAUGCUAAGUGCUUUGGAAAUUCAGCGUUCAAUUGUUCAUGCUAAUCAUCAAUUGUAAGUGCCCUCUUAUUUGUAAAAAGACUUUUAUUUCUUCGCUUCCUUGAACCCUCGUCCAGUGGAAAUCAAAGGCCGUGGGAGGGAGUUAUAAUAUAUAUAGCCUAUCGAGCUACCAAAUUUUCAUGAA
Messenger RNA from Mangifera indica (mango), 3501 nucleotides. RefSeq names its product non-lysosomal glucosylceramidase. Gene Ontology annotation, cellular component: membrane. The record is from RefSeq and is a predicted model, not a curated record. NCBI's taxonomy places the organism in Eukaryota, Viridiplantae, Streptophyta, Magnoliopsida, Sapindales, Anacardiaceae. Gene Ontology annotation, molecular function: beta-glucosidase activity; glucosylceramidase activity. Gene Ontology annotation, biological process: glucosylceramide catabolic process; carbohydrate metabolic process.